Messenger RNA from Papilio polytes (common Mormon), 4731 nucleotides. Its product is annotated as proteasome activator complex subunit 4-like. The transcript has 22 exons. The record is from RefSeq and is a predicted model, not a curated record. Lineage: Eukaryota; Metazoa; Arthropoda; Insecta; Lepidoptera; Papilionidae. The coding region runs from base 241 to 3831 and encodes 1196 amino acids. Gene Ontology annotation, cellular component: cytosol; nucleus. Gene Ontology annotation, molecular function: peptidase activator activity; proteasome binding. Gene Ontology annotation, biological process: proteasomal ubiquitin-independent protein catabolic process.
UGAAAUAUCGUAAAAAGGAACGUAUGCUUCUGUAUUUCAUUAAUAUCGUAUAAAUCUUUUCGUAAAUAAUUCUACAUGACUUGUAAAAAUUCAAUGUUUCGUUUAUGAUUUAUACAUUCACAAUACGAAGACGGUGAAUAAUAAUUCAGUGUGUUUAUUGCUUACAUGGUUACGGUAAUGUUGCGAUUAUCACAGGAAAUAAUUUAGUGAGACCCCAUAAUCAAUUGAAAAUAUUCCAAGAUGAUUCAAGACGAUGACUUCGAAGAACAGGCCCUGACCCUAGAGCGUAUCAAAGCUCUAGGGUACAAGCCUCAGAAGGAACUCCUGAUCAAUCUUCUAUUACCAUAUGCUUCGGAGUUUGAUGAAGAAUCGGCAAAAUUUCUCGAAGAAGUUAAGACUAAUCUAGCUAAAGCAGUGAUGCUGCGGGAAAUGAAACCUUCAUGUGGAGUUUGGUCAUCGAGGCUCAUGAAGUAUCUAAGACUGUAUGGAUUGAAAAUGUCAAAAGAGGAUCACAUCGCUCUGAUAAAAUUAGCAUUUGAACUUGUUCUCAUUCCAGACUUAGAACCUUGUAAAGUUCACAAGUUUGCCACUUUGUUUCUGAUGCUCACAAAAAAGAGAUAUUUAAUUUCGCCAGAAGAGCUAACACUACCAUGGCGCCCUCUGUACGAGAUGGGGAAGAAAAUAUUUGACAAAAGUGAAACUGCUUUAGGAAUGUACCAUUAUUUGGGGCAAAAUUCUAUGAAACAAGGUGUAGAUAAGCUCGACGUGAUUCGCAAAUUCCUGUCCGGUAAUGGGCUCGAUGACGCCCUUGCUCUGUUUGGACUUGCGUCACAACACGAAUCUGAAUUUCCAACAUCUCUAGAAGGGACAUACUUGACCAUGAUUAAUUGUGCAAAACCGUACUUUGAAUUGAAUGCUACAAAAGAAAUUCUGGAAGAGUUUUUACCACAAAUAUCACCUUGGUCGUCGGAUUCUCAUCCUGUGUCCCAGCUGUCAUUAUUCCUACCAGUGGGCCUGGCCCCCAGUCAAGCCGACUAUGGCCAUAAACUAUGGUUUGAUAAACUAACUGAACUAUGGGAAACCUGUUAUAAUCCACAAUUUGGAAUCAGUGAAUUGAUAGCGUUGUUUGCGGAUUUGUCAAAGCGGAACCCGGGCGCGGUGGACUGGACGCCUCAUGUGCCCAAAAUGUUCAUGUUCAUACUACAUUCGCUCAAUUUACCCGUCAGUUACAAAGAUAUGCAGUGCAGCAGGAACUAUAACUUAGAUAUAAAGCAAGCGGCAACAUGGAUAGUGUGGAACAUAAAGCCGGACGGUGUGGUGCUGAAACAGCUCAAGAGCUUCCUGGGCGGCAUCGAGAGCUACCUGCACAGCGCCAACGCCGGCCGCUGGUCCUUCAAGCUCAGAGAUCUCCUCAGGAAGUUGGCUCGCGAGUUCCUAAACAGAGUGCGCAAAGAACGCGUAAAGAAGUAUCUCGAGAGCUGGGAGAACAAAACUCCGGAUGAGUUAAGGCUGAGGGACGAAGACGUGACCGAGUUUGUGAAGAUAAUGCUGGAGCCGACGCUGCAGGCGCGCCUGCGCUCGCUGCUGGCGGACACCGCGCGCAUACAGGACGAGGCGCGCUUCGACCUCAUCUGUGAGGCCGGUAUCACGCCCUCCGCAUUGAAGGCUCUGCAUGCCCUAUAUGAUCUUUCCAUCAAUAUUUAUACAUCGGUGCGCAUACUGUCGCAAAUCCGUCUGUACUGGAUGCUGGGGCACUACCCGUACUCGUACCGCGCGCUGCUGCCGCGGCUGGCGCAGCUGCUGGCGGCGGGCGGCGAGGGCGCGGAGGCGCACGCGCGGCACAAGGGCGCGCUCUUCAUCAUGCUGGGCCCGCGCGCCGCGCCCCUUCUCGCCAAGCAGGACUGGCAGGUUCUGCGCACGCUGGCGCUCGCCCUGUUCCGGGCGCCGCUCAGCGAGAAACCCACCAUUAUGAAAUUAGAGCAAGCAUUUGGUGAUUCUUUGCACCGUAGUUUUCCAACAGUGAACACUCGCUUGAAGAUAACGCAGGCAGCUUGCGACGCGGCUAAGUAUUUCCUAAACGAGACUCAAAUGAACGAGCCCACCUUCGCAGAGAUGCUGCGAGAGGCGGAGGCUAAAGAGAACCAGCUGUCUGAUGACACUGAGAAGAUAUACAAGGAUUUUAUGGACGAAUUGAUUGAUAUAGCCACAUCGCCUAAUAUAACAUGGCGUCGUUUGGAACUGAUAAUGCAGAUACUAACAUCUUGCUCGUCCCUACAAACUCCGUACCCGCCGCGUGCGGUACAUUUCAUGGUACACGCGCUGGUACACGACGAUAUUGCGGUACGCCGGUCCGCGCUGCGCCUUGUCGCGUUCUGCUUUCGACAGCGCAAGAAGAAGAUCGUCAAGAUGACGGUCGAUCCGUACGAGGUCGCCGGCGUACCUAAACCAGAAGUACACGUACCAGGUUAUAGAAAAGACCUGGAGUGGGUGAUGUGGGACAAGGACUACGUUCCGCAGACCGACGAGGAGUGGGACAGGCCCUGGCUCAGGAAAUCGCACUACGGAUUUUACUGUUGGCCCAAAAGACUCGAGGUGGCAGCACCAUCGCAUCAACAGUUCUCCUUCACGGAACAGAAAGUAGAAGACAUGGAGGAAGGAGAGCGACAUAUAUUUGAAUUCUUCUUUGACGAUGCAAACGUGGAUCGUCUCGUCGCCUUCCUUACUGUGGAAGAGAAAAAGGGAAAAGAUAAAUUCAACGGCAUUCGCUUUGUUCUAUUUAAAUUAUUAUUCAGUCAUUUUGGUGAGAGAAUAGCGUCGAAGUUGUUAUCGCACGCACUGCGCUGCGCCAGCGACCCGCAGGAGGCGCCGCAGCGGCUGGCGGCGGAGCUAGCAGCGGCCGCGCUCUCCGCGCCGCGCUACUGGUCAAUGCGCCGAGCCACGCUCAUGCACAACACCGCACUCGAUAUCAUUAAAGCUGGUCUGACCGCGGUGACGGCGGAGACCAUCGAGGAUUGGGGCACGUGCCUGGCCACCGGCGUCGACAGGCUGGACCCGCGCCGCAGCGGCCGCGUGCUCACCGCACUGCUCGACUUCUGCGCGCCGGAGAGCGCCGCCGCCCCCCACGACCACCAGGCCUCCUUCGUGCUCUGCGCCAGGCUCAUCGCGCUGCAGGGUGCAAUAGGAACGCUGACGUGGCGCGCGGCGCCGCUCGCUGCGGAGCUCCUCAAACGGCUGGAGUCUACCAACUUCAUACAACAUCCCUACCAGAACGUGCGGGAAACUGUCGGCAGCGCUCUGAUGACGAUAUUCGACACGGAGCUGGUGUUCCCGGGCGGCGCGGAGGGGCCGGCGCCGCGCCUCGCCGACUUCCUGCGCGCCGUGCGCCCGCGCCUCGCGCCGCUCUACGACGAGCACGGGGACAUUGUGGUGAAGAGCGUGGCGACCAUCACGAUGCCAUGCAGCGUGCAGAGCGGCAGCAUGGAGGCGCUGCCGGCGCGCGCGGCGCUGCGGACUGCGCGCGCAGGCAACGCUGCCAGCGCCGCGCACCACGCACACCAUGACGUCACCGCACAGGCGAGUACGAGUGCGAGCGGCGAGGGCGAGGCGGAGGUGGAGGUGGAGGGUGAGGGCGAGGGCGAGGUGGAGGGCGGGGAGGUGCUGGAGCUGCAGCUGGAGAAGCAGCUGGACCCCGUGCCCGCCGCCAUACGCACCGCGCUCGCAGACUUCCGCAGGACGCACCAGGACGACUGGCAGAAGCACCGCGACCAGCUCACUGAACAGGAACUAGACCUACUCUCGGACCUCACGUCGCCUCCAUCCUAUUUUGCAUAAAUCAAAUACAGACAAGGGAUUAUCGUAUUAAGGUGGAAACUUAUCGUCUAACACCGCUUGUACCUUGUUUAAAUCUUUUAUAGCUUUCCAAUUCUAUUCUAUGUUAUUUUAGGACAAAUCUUUUGUUCCUUAUCGAUUUCUGGUAUUUACGGUAACGGGUUUAGGAUUUUACCAUUUACAAUAACGCUAAUACAGUUAGUAUUAUCGUCAACGGUUGUUUCGUUACAAAAUCAAGCUGUCGUUAUUGUAUUUGGUAUUUUUAGUUGUAUACUGCGAUUUAUAGGGAAAUUUAUCUAUUAGUUAGCCAUAAAUAUUUUAACAUAUAAUAAUAAUAAUAGUUUAAUGUGUAUUGGAAGGGACUGGAGAAAUGGUCAUUGGGUAGGGAAAAGUUAGUCUUUAACUAAUUUGAGUUCAUAAUAACUACAUUCUUGAUAAAAUUAAUACGCGAGUGUCAUCAACUCAGGACAAACAUGUGAUUUCGUUUCUAUUAUCGCACAAACACAAUUGCUUUAUACUUUGAACCAAAUACUGAAGUUUUGAGGGUAUAUUAUUGUUGUUUACACUUAGUGAUAAAUUAUUUUCUUAUCUGUUUGAUAAAAUAGCCAUGGCUAGGAAUUAAAUUACGACGGACAUGAAGAAAGUAAUCGUUUUGUAUCCAUUUAUAAGAAAUUACAUACUGUAAAUAAAAUUAUUUGUUUAAUAAAACAUUUGAAAGAAUUGAUUUCUCAUUUUAUGGAUGCAUUCGCCUUAAUUAUAAAAAAGACUAAUGGUUAGCUAAAUUAAUUUAUAUUUUCCAGCUGAAAAAUUAAGAAUGUAUUGUAUUUGUCUAAUAACUUGGCUGGACGGUAUAUCGUAACUUACCGAAAUGUAUAGUUCCAUUCAAGGCCACCUGCAAAAAAA